AAAAUAUAAAAUACUAUCUUCUAAUUUUGAAUAUUUUAUGCUAAUCCUUGCCUUAACAUAUCGGAUGCAAACUUUGUGCAUCCUAUUAGAGGCAGGAGACCAAGUGCCACGCCUGCCACACGAAAUGUCAGCGGGGCUGACUUCACGGCCUGAGGAUGUAAGCCGACCGGCGGGUCAGCAGAAUACAGCAAUCACCGAUGGAAGGAGUGGCCAGGUUGAAACCCCUCGCGGUCGGAUUGGCGAAAAUGUUUUGCACUUCACUCUUUCAUAUGCUGCAAUCCCCCCUCCCCGCACCAAGUGGUGCACAUCCAUCCCGUCGGCAAACGGCCGCGCUGGCGAGUUUAGGUCGUCGCACGCAGCUGUGGCUCCGUGCAGGUCAGCAGCAUCCCACCAGCCAGACAAGAGACGAGAGCGAAACGAGUGCUGCUCAUGUCCUCUUAUACGAAGUGCCUCUUCACCCCCAUCUAGCGUCAUUUGGGUACCGUCGCACCAAGAAAUGCAGUGGGCGAGUGGCCUCAUUCUGGCUCUUCGGGGCCCCGCCGAGCCCCGCCACCGGCGAAGUGACGUCCAAGACGGGCUUCAGCAACUCAGAGGCAUCCACCUGGCGCCUGUUAACGUGCGAUGAAGGGAAUGAAGGGAUGAAGGGACGAAAGGAGACCUGCACCCCAGCACAGACGCGGUUCCUUGGGCUCCUCCUCACUGUCGCGAUCUCCUUGUGACAGCUUUGCUCCACAUCUCCCGGAUGCACCUCCAGAAUCGCU
Ilyonectria robusta is the source of this 761-nucleotide messenger RNA. RefSeq lists its product as uncharacterized. The transcript has a single exon. Lineage: Eukaryota; Fungi; Ascomycota; Sordariomycetes; Hypocreales; Nectriaceae. The record is from RefSeq and is a predicted model, not a curated record. The coding region runs from base 38 to 625 and encodes 195 amino acids.